AAUUUAUUAAUCGAUGCUUAUUUAAGUUUUCUGCAAAUGUUAUUAGAGACUAAAUCUAUGAAUUUGAUAAGAGUGCUAUUAGUUUUAGUGUUAGACUGAAUAGCUUAAAGGAUUUCAACGAUUUUCAAAAGUUAAGAGACUUAAAAAUACAUCGAAUUAUCUAUAAUCUGAAUGAUUAAGCAGAACUAAUGGACUUUUUGGCUGAGCAUAAUGAUGUAUGUAUAAAGAAGAUAUUUGAUCCGUCCUUUUUUAUAUUUCGUGGUGUUAGUGUAAACAUUCCUACAAUUCUGAGGGAUGGUCAAUUUAGAAAAUUGGAAUAAAAAGCAUUAUUGUAGAUUUGUUAACAUCUAUUUAAAUUGAAAACCGAUCAAAACAAGACUCAAUUCUAGGUGUUUAUGGUAUUAAUAAUUAAUUUAUUUUUAUGCAUUAAAACAUGAUGGAAAUAUAGGUAAAGAGGAAGAAGGAGUUGGAUGAUUUACAAAGCGUGAUAGAGAAUUCAUUCAAUUUCGAAGUUAAUCAUGUACUUAGUUAUAAUCCAAAAUUCACUUAUGAUUUAUUAUUUAAAUUGGCAAACCAACAGAAAACAUUAAAAAGUGUCAACUUUAAUAUUUACAGAUAUGCAAAUCCUCAAUAGAGCGAACUUGAUUAAAAUAGAGAAAUAUUGGCCACUCUCUAUUAACAUGUUAAUGAACAAUACAACACCAUAUUUUUGAAAAACUUCUUGUUCGAAGAUCAAUAUGUCAAACAAUAGAAUUUAUCUUAAGGCAUAGUCAGUUAUUCACAUUUGGUGGACAUGUUGAAAUUGAUGCAUUUCAGAGGUUCUUUGGUUUUUGAAUAUAAUAAGAAUUUGGAGAGGAAUGUCGAAUUUAUUGAUCAAUUGUUGUAAUCAAGUAAAUACAUUUUGUGUGACAAACAUAAAUUGGGAGAAGAGCAUGAGUCUCACAUUGUGGAUGGAGAUACAAUGCCACCUAUCGAUGUUUGA
Molecule: messenger RNA, 982 nt
Organism: Paramecium tetraurelia
Lineage: Eukaryota; Ciliophora; Oligohymenophorea; Peniculida; Parameciidae
Exons: 4
Source: RefSeq, a predicted model, not a curated record